Molecule: messenger RNA, 2562 nt
Organism: Echinococcus granulosus
Lineage: Eukaryota; Metazoa; Platyhelminthes; Cestoda; Cyclophyllidea; Taeniidae
Product: Mitogen-activated protein kinase organizer
Exons: 7
Coding region: 1-2562 (853 amino acids)
Biological process (GO): mRNA splicing, via spliceosome
Cellular component (GO): catalytic step 2 spliceosome
Molecular function (GO): protein binding
Source: RefSeq, a predicted model, not a curated record
AUGUCUGGCUUCACUUUUGGUACUCCAACGACACAGGCGGCUACAAAACCAUCUGGAAUCACCUUCGGUUCAUUUGGGACCCCACAAAGUUCUGGUAACACCACAACACCUUUUUCCUUUGGCUCACCGGCUACGGCAUUUGCCUCCACUACCACUGCUAGCUUCUCUUUUGGUAGUUCUCUCACCGCAGCAUCUACAACAAUUGCCACUUCAACGGCCUCCCAGCCAUCACUCGGGUUGUCUGGUUUUGGAGGCAAACCCGCUACACCUUCUACAUCCCUCUUCGGUCUGGGAACGCCUUUAACGACAGCCACCGCCGUACCAACCUUUGGGACCCCGGCGACCACAACAACAACAACCCCCUCUUUUGGAUUUCUAGCGCCAACAUCAUCAACGAAUGCAAGCGUAACAGCUCCCUCAUUUGGGUUUGGUUUAACCUCCAAACCAUCCACUACGGCUGCUGCCGCCCCCUCUGCUGGAUUGUCCUUUGGCUCUUCAACUGUCACUAGCACUUCUGUGACGAGCAGCCUUGCUUUUGGUUUGAAAUCAACUCCCGCCACUUCUACUGUAGCAUCAACUGCAGCUUCGUCGCCGUUCACAUUACCGGUAACGCAACCAGCCUCAGGGGGACUUACCUUCGGUGCAUCAGCUACUCCAAUCACCGUUGCUACUGUUGUGGCCACGUCCACAAGCGGUUUGAGUUUUGGCGGUUUUGUGUCGGCCAAGUCUGGGACUACCACUACUCCAGCCACUACCGCCACCACCACGUCGAGUGGCUUUUCGCUCGGUAGUUUGAUAAAGCCCUCUGGUAGUACCGCUCCCGCUGCUACUGCUACCACCGCUACUACUUCUUCCGCUCCCACGGUUACAACGGCUGCCACCGUUACUACUACUGCUGCGGCCACUAUUACCACCACAACAGCUGUCAGCAGUGCUGCCUUGCCGUCUACUGCCGCUUCGUUGACCUACCGUCACUUGGAGGAUAUGGUCAAUAAGUGGACUUAUGAGUUGGAGGAGCAGAGUCGUAAUUUCUCCGCGGAGCUGAAUCGAUUGAACAAGGCGGAUGGGGUGUUGAUUGCGAACGCGGAGAAGAUUUCCGACCUGCAUGCGAAGGUGGAGGCUUGCAAGGCGGGGCAAAGUCGCAUUGAGCAGGAGCUGGAGUUCGUGGAAUCACAACAGCGGACCCUAGAGGACCUUUUAGAACCGUUGGAACAAGCAGCAGCCGAUCUCCCACCCAGCCAACAGCAUGCGGACGUGGAGCGCGAGGCCAUCUUCCAGAUGUGCAUCAACACCGAUCUGGAAUUGGGCCAGCUGCUGGGCGAGUUGCGCGAGAUGGCGGCACGCGUAAACGCGGUCACGGCUGAUCUGGAGUCGACGACGAUGAUGCCGACUUCUGCUAUUGCGGCGGCAGAUGGGGGGACGGGAGCCACCGUGGGCGUUGGAAGUGAUGGGGAUGGGCUGACAGGAGUCAAAGACAAGACAACCAAUGUGAUUGGCCAGGCCAAUACGGAAUCCGGUUCAACUGUCGUGCAAGGCAUACCAGGUCGAGUCGCGCUGCAUCCAGUUAGGCGUGUCUACUGUCGUCAGAAUGCUGUCCGAGCGGUACGCUUCAACGCCGACGGUCAGUACUGCCUUACAGCUGGAGGCAAUCGAAGUAUUCGACUUUGGAACCCGGUGGCAGGUCGAUUGUUGAAGACCUACAUCGGUCAUGGAGGCGAAGUCUCGGAUGUUCAGGCCUCUAGUGACAACAGCCAGUUGGGCUCGGGCGGAACAGACAAUCUAGUGGUUCUGUGGGACGUUGCCACAGGCCAGACUCUACGUCGAUGGCGCAAACAUAUGGGCCGUGUCAACGCCGUUCGAUUCGCUGGCCCCUCCGCGGCCGAGGGUGAAUUGACGCCCUCUUCCAGCCUCCUCCUUCUCUCUGUCGGUGUAGAUGGCAUGCUUCUCGCCUGGGACGCGCGUGCUCGCACACAAUAUCCCAUUCAGACUAUGCACGAAGCGAAGGAUAGCGUCAAUUGUCUUGCUGUUCGUCGUUGGCAAAUCAUCACUGGUUCAGUUGACCGGUGUGUUCGUGUUUACGACAUUCGGAAAGGAAUAAUGAUCGAGGAUUACAUCGGCUAUCCUGUUACCUCAGUGGGUUUGUCCUUUGACGGUCAAUGUCUUCUAGUAGCAUCGCAGGACUCCGUGGUUAGACUCUUUGACUAUGCCAACGGUGAAUUGCUCAACAGAUAUACCGGUCACGUGAACAAGGACUUCAGGAUUGAUUGCUGUUUCCUGAACGAGGAUGCGCAGAUAGCCAGCGGAUCGGAGGAGGAUUGUCAUGUAAUGUUAUGGAAUGUGUUGGAGGACGGAGCUGCUUCUUUACAUCUGGACCAUUCAACCGAGGCCGCCUCACCUGCGUGGUCUUCAAGCAUCGGAGAGACCACGCAGGAGGCAAAGGCGGCAGCCCCCGUACCCUUUAUCCAUUCACUCUCACCUCACCCUACUAAAAACGCCCUUCUCACUGCUGGUGGCGACUUCUUUUGGUUCUGGAAUGAUGCUGCCGAUGAGAGUACGGCGUAA